GAACAAUUCCGGCAGUCUUUGAAGGCAUCAUUUGCUGGUGUGACUGUCUCGCCUCCCAGAGCAGCGGCGUUACCGCGUACUUCUCACAGAAGCCGCGCGGCGCUACGAGGCGCUCACACGUGCUCGAAAAUAUCAUGUAGUCGCUGGGACACACUGCCACUAACGCCAGCAUUUUACUCGACCAGGUUCAGCCGUUGGCUGCCGAGCGCCGACCGCAGAAGGGCCGGAAAAGAUGAGCGCCAGGCGGGGGAGAAGCAGACAAGGAGUUCGUAAGAGGCAGCUGGCCGCCGGCAGCUUUUGACGGAUUUGCUCCCUCUGACCUGAGACGCCGAGAGCCGCCGCGCCGCCUCCUUCAUGCAGCGGAUGAGCACCUCGGCCACAACCCGAUAACCACACCGGAGACUUUUGCACCCUGCCGGGGGCACCUGAGACGAGACAAUGGCGAGCCAUCGGAGCCAGGGUGACUGCUCCGUGAAGGUUGCGUUGAGGAUACGUCCUCAGAUGGCCAAGGAGAAAAUCGAGGGCUGCCACGUGUGCACGCUGGUCACGCCCGGAGAGCCGCAAGUCCUCUUGGGAAAGGACAAGGCCUUCACCUACGACUUUGUUUUUGACGUGGACUCUGAGCAGCAAAACAUAUACCAAGCGUGUGUGCACAAGCUGAUCGAAGGCUGCUUCGAGGGCUACAAUGCCACCGUGUUUGCCUACGGCCAGACAGGCUCAGGAAAGACUUACACUAUGGGCACCGGCUUUGACGUGAGCCUGAGCCCCCUGGAGCAGGGCAUCAUCCCGCGUGCUGUCCACCAGCUCUUCCAGGGCAUCGAGAGCAGGAGGGAGCGCGCCAACGAGGCCGGCACCCCGCCCCCUGAAUUUAAAGUCACCGCCCAGUUUCUUGAGCUUUACAACGAGGAAAUUCUGGACUUGUUCGAUGGGACUCGGGAUCUGGAGAGCCGAAGCAGGAAGUCCAACAUCAAAAUCCACGAAGAUGCCAGCGGGAGCAUCUACACCACUGGGGUCACUUCUAGACUCGUACACACCGAGGAAGAGCUGCUGCAGUGUCUGAAACUCGGCGCACUGUCCCGCACCACCGCCAGCACGCAGAUGAACGCCCAAAGCUCGCGCUCGCAUGCCAUCUUUACCAUCUACCUCUGCCAGAUGAGAGUCUGCCAACCCGUACAAACGCCCAAUGGAGAGGAGGACCCUGGGGAAUUAAACGGCGUGGCAUCAUCCGCCAUCGAACAACCCGAGUUCGAAGCUCUGAUGGCCAAGUUCCACUUUGUGGACCUGGCCGGUUCCGAGAGGCUCAAACGCACCGGAGCUACAGGAGAGCGAGCCCGCGAGGGAAUCUCCAUCAACUGUGGACUGUUGGCCCUGGGGAAUGUCAUCAGUGCUUUAGGAGAUCAGACCAAGAAAGCGGGCCACGUUCCCUACCGAGACUCUAAGCUCACUCGGCUGCUGCAGGACUCGUUAGGAGGCAACAGCCGUACAGUGAUGAUCGCUUGCGUCAGUCCGUCUGACCGUGACUUCAUGGAGACCCUGAACACGCUGAAGUACGCCAACCGGGCCCGGAACAUCAAGAACAAGGUAGUGGUGAACCAGGACAAGACCAGCCAGCAGAUCAGCGCCCUGCGCGCAGAGAUAGCCCGCCUCCAGUUGGAGCUGAUGGAGUACAAGGCGGGGAAGCGAGUUGCGUGUGAGGAAGGCUCGGAGGGUUACAGCGACCUAUACCAGGAGAACGCCAUGUUCCAAAGAGAGAACGACACGCUGCGCCUCAGGGUGAAGGCCAUGCAGGAGACCAUCGACCACCUCAACACGCGAGUAACGCACCUGUUGGCCAACGAGGUCAGCGUGCUGCUCACCAAGUCAAGUGAGGGCAACCAGGAGAUUGGAGCUCUAAUUCAGAACUACAUCCGAGAAGUCGAAGAGCUCAGAUCUAAACUUGUGGAGAGCGAGGCCAUGAACGAAUCUCUGCGACGCCAAGCUGCUCGGCUGUCCUCUCGUACAGCCUUACCUUCCAGCGCUCUAAGCCCCGCCACCGGCCACCCGCCUGGCUCCUCGCCCACGCCCAUGUCCAUGGAGGCCGAGAUGACGGACGUGUUGCGCCGAGCCAAGGUGGACAUUGAGAGGCUGAAGAAGAAGGAGAGGAGGCAGAGGAGGAUGAGUCCAGAGUUGGAGAAAGGUUUGAAAAAACGAGUGAAGUUGAACGGAGACGGCGGACAAAACGGACAGAACGGAGUGGUCGAUUCGGACGACAAUUACACCGAGGACAUCAUGUCUCCGCUGCAGGAAGAGAGCGGCUGCGAUGAGGAGGAGGAGGAGGAAGAAGAAGAAGGGCGAGAGGAAGAUGAAGAGUUCGACAGCGAUGAGAGCCUUGUGGACUCAGACUCUGACACUGAGGAGAAAGCCAACUUCCAGGCUGAUCUUGCUGAUCUGACAUGCGAGAUCGAGAUCAAGCAGAAGUUAAUAGAUGAGCUGGAGAACAGCCAGCGGAGGCUCCUGAUGCUGAAGCUCCAGUACGAGGAGAAGCUCAUCCUGCUGCAAAAUAAGAUCCGAGACACCCAGCUGGAGAGGGACCGGGUACUGCAGAACCUCAGUGAGUCCACUCAUCCACUGACCAUCAGUAAGAGAACCUUAACGUCACUACACGACUCCACAGUGUCCAUGGAGAACUACACAGAGGAGAAGGCUAACCGCAUCAAGCAGGAGUAUGAGAAACGACUGAAGGAGAUGAACCGCGACCUUCUCAAGCUCCAAACUGCGCAGAAAGAACAUGCGCGGCUCCUUAAAAACCAGAGCCGCUACGAACGGGAGCUGAAGAAACUCCAGGCCGAGGUGAACGAGAUGAAGAAAACCAAGGUGGUGCUGAUGAAGCAGAUGAAGGAGGAGCAGCAGAAGAGGAGGUUGGUGGAAGCUAAGAGGAACCGUGAGAUUGCCCAGCUCAAGAAAGAGCAGCGACGACAAGAGUUUCAGAUCCGAGCCCUGGAGUCUCAGAAGCGGCAGCAGGAGCUGGUGCUCCGCAGGAAAACUCAGGAGGUGACCGCCCUACGCAGGCUGGCCAAGCCCAUGUCGGACCGCGUGGCCGGACGUGUGGCCCGCUGGAACCAGACGCCGCCGGUUACCGACUCCGGGGCGGAGUUGUCCGCCAGCACCACGGCCAGUAGCUCCGAGCCUGAGAGCGGCAGGUCUGUGAGCGGAUUAGUGCGGCAGUGGAACAACAAGAACAACACGUACGGGUAUCUGGGGGAAAGCGAGGGCAGCAUGGAUGGAACACGGGUCAUAGGCAGGAAGAAGCUGCAGCGUAAGCCGGCGGGUCCCGGUGCCCCUGCAGUCGCUGGACGGGCCGGAAGCUUCUCCAAGGCAGCCCGGCUGAAGUGGCAAUCUCUGGAGCGUCGCAUCAUGGACAUCGUCAUGCAAAGAAUGACCAUCUCCAACGUGGAGGCCGACAUGGACCGACUCCUCAAGAAGCGAGAGGAGCUGACAGCCCAAGAGGAGGCGCUCUCACACAAGCGAGAGGUGUUAAUGGCGGAUGGGGAGGGCCCAGAAGCAGAGGACCGCCUCCUUGUGGAGAUCAACGAGGACCUGGAGGUGCUGAACGCCAACAUCGACUACAUCAACGACAGCCUGUCCGACUGCCAGGCCACCAUUGUGCAGAUCGAGGAGACCAAGGAUGAGUUGGACUCCGUGGACACCUCAGUGGUGAUCAGCUCUUGUUCGCUGGCUGAAGCACGCCACCUGCUGGACCAUUUUCUCAAGGCCUCCAUUGACAAGAGUUUACAGGUGGCCCAGAAGGAGGCUCAGAUCAGACUGCUGGAGGGUCAGCUGAGACACACCGAUGUGAUUGGUUCAUCCCAAAACCACAUGAUACUCGACGCCCUGCGGGAAAAGGCCGAGUACAUCCCUGAACUCCAGGCUCUCAUUUACAAUGUGCAGCAGGAGAACGGCUACACCAGCACAGAUGAGGAACCGUCUGAGUUUAGCCAAGCCUCAGAAAAUAGUGUCUCUCUAAUGAAGGAAUCCAACAGCCAAGAUGAUUUCAAAAUAAAGACGGAACCUCGUCUGUCAGCUCAGAUAAAGGCGGUGUCGGCUGAGUAUCUGGGUCCCACUCUGGAGCCCCAGUCGGGCGGCAAGCAUCAGCAGAUCACCAAGUCUCUGGCAUCGCUCACUGACAUCCAGGAGGACGGUCUGAGCACGGCUACGGCCAGCCUGGGUCUGUCUCUGCGCGACCCCUACCACAGGGAACGUGCAUCACGUACCAUCAGCUUGCCUAUCCGGGGACACACCUUCCCCAGGCAGUCUCGAGGCUACGACACCUCCCACAUCACAAGAAGGAAGUCUUACGACCGUUCAUACAGACCCUCUGAUGGCUACACUCCCCCCUCUUCUCCUCCUCUGAGGACCAGGAACGAACGCAAUGUGUUCUCAAGGCUUACGAGCAACCAAAGCCAAGGUUUUGCACUGGACAAGUCUGACGACAGCGACUCCUCGCUCUCCGAGGUGCUCAGGGGUGUGAUCAAUCCCAUCGGAGGUGUCAAGGGGGGUCGGACAGCACCCCUGCAGUGCAUGUCUGUAGCCGAGGGCCACUCCAAGCCGGUGCUGUGUGUGGACGCCACAGAUGAGCUGCUGUUCACUGGAUCUAAAGAUCGCACAUGUAAGAUGUGGAACCUGGUUACUGGUCAGGAGAUCGUCACGCUCAAAGGCCACCCUAACAAUGUGGUUUCGGUCAAAUACUGUCCCUCCUCUGGUCUGGUCUUCUCCGUCUCCACGUCCUACAUCAAAGUGUGGGACAUACGAGAUGCGACCAAGUGUGUCCGAACGCUCACUUCGUCAGGGCAGGUUGUGUCAGGUGAUGUGUGUGCAGGCGCCAACACCCGCACAAUUACAUUUGCACACGGUGAGUGUCAGCUCAACCAGAUUGCACUCAACCCAUCUGGAUCCGUGUUGUACGCCGCAGCGGGGAACACUGUUCGCAUCUGGGACCUCAACAGGAUGCAAGCAAUGGGCAAGCUGACAGGCCACAUUGGUUCCGUCAUGUGUCUGACAGUGGGACAGUCUCUCCAGGGCAAAGACCAAGUCAUCACUGGCUCCAAAGACCACUACGUCAAGGUGUUUGACGUGGCAGAGGGAACGCUGGGUAAUGUUGGCCCAGCUCACAACUUUGAGCCGCCACAUUACGACGGCAUCGAGUGUUUGGCAGUGCAGGGGGAUGUGCUGUUCAGCGGCUCGAGAGACAACGGCAUCAAGAAGUGGGAUCUGCAGCAGCAGGAGCUCACUCAGCAAAUCCCUAUCGCCCACAAGGACUGGGUGUGCGCCCUGGCGUACGUCCCUGGGAAGCCGCUGCUGCUCAGCGCAUGUCGAGGCGGCAUACUGAAGGUGUGGAACGUGGACAAUUUCACCCCCAUAGGGGAGGUCAAAGGCCACGACAGCCCCAUCAACGCCAUAUGUACCAACUCCAGGCAGAUUUUCACUGCAUCCAGUGACUGCCGGGUGAAGUUAUGGAACUAUGUGCCUGGCUUGACCCCCUGCCUUCCUCGUCGGGUCCUCGCCAUCAAGAGCCGAGCCACCAGCCUCCCAUGAUGACCACUUUCCCUCCUCCCUCUGCGACAAGACCGUGAAGAUCUGGCUGUCAAAGGUGUGGAGGAAGAGGUGACGACGCGAGCGACGGCGGUUUUUCAUGCAGCGUCAGCUGUCAGCUGUGAUCUGUGACCCCCCACUCCUGUCGCCGCCAAGGCAAAGCUUUGUUGUCACUGUGAAAAAACGGAACAUCUCCCUGAAAGACAAUGUUUCCCUUCAGUUCCCCCAAAUGUAAUUUGAAAGUGACACGAAUUGGACGAGGAACUUGCAUCUUCUCCUAACACACCUGAUGUCGUUUGAAGGAGAAGAUCUACGUCCUGCUCUUUCAACUGCUUUUGAAAAAAAAAAAAAGCAAAAGAACUUUGGAACUUUUUGUGUGAAAGUCAUCAGUUUCUCCAAUCAGGAUUAUUUUUAUUACCUGACAUCCUGGUUUGUUGAUUUUUCACCCGCCUUUAUUAUGACCAGCAAGAAGUUCUGACCUUUCAUUUCCCUACCUCAGUUGUUUGGAACUUGGCUCCGGUUGGGCGAGGACAUAUUUACGGGUCUCUUCGUGCAAAAACCUGGUGCUUGCCUCUUCUUGCUCUUCUUCAUCGUCUUUAAGGAUGCAUCCGCUGGUUAUCAAGACGGUCUGGCUGCUGACCUUGUAAACGGGGAAGCACGCAUCCAGUAGCAGGAAGGAGGUCAUGCUGCCCCUGAAAGAUCUCAGCGGACUUCAUGAUCUUUGGCGGGAAGUACUACGGCAGCAGAAAUAGGAACCACCCCUGAAGACGACUCUGGUCAGGUGCUUUGGUGACUCCACUUUUCUAUGCUGCGUGUAAAGGGUGGCUGACACAUCCAUCCAUCCAUUUUCUACCGCUUGUCCUGUUCGGGGUCGUGGGGGGUGCUGGAGCCUAUCUCAAAUAUACUUCAAAUACUAAAUGAACACACCUACUAGUACUCGUCCAAUCACGUUACUCGCUACUUGGAUACGACAGUGGAACCCCUAAUGUCAGUCUAGCACAGGACAUUGUUUGCAAUGUAUACAGUUUUGCUCAGUAGAAAUAAUACAACAAGAAGUACUGCAAGGACUUCCUUUUAAAACAAUUCCUUUUUUCAAGACUUAGUUUCGGGAAAAUAUUUUAGGACAAAAAAAGACAAUAUUUUCUGGGGGAAAAAAGUUACUCAAAGGUUGGCUUUUUUUUUUUCAAUUUUUUUUUUCAAUUUUUUUUAUCUAAAAAAGAAAAAAUAAUCUCUUUUGAAAUAUUUUUUCUUUUCUAUACAAUGUUCCUCAUUAUAAAUAACACAACAACAAAUAAUGUAAUGACUUGAAUUUAAAACCGUUCCUUUUUCCAAGAACAAUUUUAAGACAAAAGGAAAGACAAUAUUUUCGGGGGAAAAAAAGUUACUCAAAGGUUGGCUAUUCUUUUUUUUUUUUUUUUUUUUUGAUUAAAUGAAUUGUUUUUCUAAGAAAUAAUAAAUCUUUUUAAUGGCUUGAAUUUAAAACAAUUCCUUUGUCUAAGACCUAUUUUAGGACAAAAAAGAAGACAUUUUUGGGAAAAGAUUUUACUCAAAGGUUUUUUUAAAUAUAUUUUUUCUUUAAUCGAAUGAAUUUAUUAUUUAAAAAAGACAAAAUGUAUCUAUUUUUUAAAGAUAUAUAUUUUUUUCUAUUUCUAUACAAUUUCCCUUAAUAAAACAAGAAAUAAUUAAUAAAACAACCCUUUUUUUCAAAACCUAUUUUUUGCGGAAAUAUUUUAGGGAGAAAAAAAAAAGAGACAAAAUCAAUAUUUUUUAAUUUUUUAUUUCAGUUUCUUCCAUUGCUAUACAAUUUUCCUUAGUAGAAAAAAUAGAACAAUAAAUAUUGCAAUAAAUAAUAAUAAUAAUAAAACCACCACUUUUUUCCAGAUGUAUUUUUAGAAAAAUAUUUUAGGACAAAAAAGAGGCAAAAUGAAUCACUUUUGGGGGAAAGAGUUAAACAAAGCUUGGCUAUUUUUAUUUUCUUUAAUCAAAAAUAAAAAUGUCAUCUAAAAAAGACAAAAUGUAUGUUUAGUUUAGUUUUUUUUUCGAUUUCAUUUUUUUCCCAUGUCUAUACACUUUUCCUUAUUAGAAAUAUUAAACACAAGAAAUAUUGUAAUGACUUAAAUUUAAAACAACCACUUUUUUACAAUACAUUAUUUUGAGCAAAUAUUUUAGGACAAAAAGACUAAAUUAAUAUUUUUUGGGGGGAAAAAAUAAAGAAAGAAAAUUUAAUUACAAUUUUUUUUUUCUUUAAUCGAAUUAAUUUGUUAUCUAAAAAGGACAAAAUGUAUCUUUUUUUUUUAAAGAUAUUUUUUUUUUCUAUUUUUAUACAAUUUCUUGCAGUAUAAAAGAUACAACAAGAAAUAUUGCAAUGACUCAAAACUAUCCUGUUUUUUCACUACCUAUUAUCGAUGGAAAUAUUUUAGGACAAAAAAAAAAAAGACAAGUAUUUUUGGAGGGGAAAACAAGUUAAACAAAGCUUAGCUAGUUUUUUCUUUAAUCAAAUUGAUUUAUUAUUUUAAAAAUACAAUAUGUAUCUUUUUUUUACAUAAUAAAUUCAGUUUUGUUUUCUAAUUUUCCUCAGUAGUAAUAAUGGAAAUAUAAAUACUUUCAUCACAUUUUCAGGAAAAUAUUUUAGGGAAAAAAAAGACUGUUUUAAAAAAAGUUACUCUAAGGCUGUUUUUUUUUUUUUUCUCUUCAAUCGAAUGAAUUUAGUAUCUGAAAAAAAAGGCAGUUCUUAUUUUUUUAUAUAUGUUUUUCUUCAGUCAAUUGAAAUAAUUUUAUAAGACAAAUUAAUCUUUUUUUUUUUUUUUUUUUUAGAUUAUUUCAAUCAAUUGAAAAAAGAAAAUAAUCCAACGAUUUAGUAACUUUUCCCCGUCUUUAUUAAUCAAUGCUGUAUUUUUUAGGGCAAGUGACAACAAACAGUCCCUCGAGGAUUUUGCGAUGAUAUUGCGAUCACGCAAAUUCAACCAAAUUCUGCAAAUGAUGCGCGACCUCGCAACUUUGUCCACAAAGUGUCGUUCCCAUAGUAAUGUCCUUUAAGAAUAUUUGUAUUGUUUAUUCAAAUAGUUAGGUUUUUCUCACGUAAAGGCUAAGAUAUACUUUUCUUUGCAGUAAAUUAGCACGUAUACUUUUUUUGAAGCUUAUUUUGUACGUUUGUCUGCUAUGUUGAUCGGAUGCUUGUGUUCUUUCAUUGCUUUUUUUCGGCAAAUUACUUACACAUUAUUAGCAUGACAUAGGGAAAAAUCACAAUGUUUAAUGCAACUUUCACUUUCUCAGCAAUUUUAUUGGAACAAAAACCCCAACAAAUUUGCACUUUUCUUGCAAUUUUUGGGACGAUUCUCUGCAAAUUCAGGCAUCUCAACAAGAUCCUGGGGGAAGGACUGAUAAAUUACUGUCAGUGUUUAAACAACUAAUUCCAGAUUCAUAAAUUCACAAGUUAGGUUAUGUUAAUGCCUUCAAACAUUUCAACUUUUGCUGCAACUUUUUUUAGAAUGCUGCUACGAAAUCAGACGUUUUAUGCUGCGAAAAUCACAAAAAACUACUGCAAAACUCUGAAAGGGACAUUUUAAACAUUUUAACAUUAUUUUGAAUGGGGAAUUUCGACUUUAGAGGUUCCACUGUUUUCGAAGUCCUCACACCAGAUCACAGAGUUUCAGGACACAAACGCACUCAGCCAGCGUCAUUUGUAGGUGAAGUGUAAUCGGCCACACCUAGCGCCACCUAGCAUCGAUCCCUAUCCCAUGCGUGUACGCCAGUUCAAUGCAAGUAGUCCUGAGUAAUGGAGGUACCAGUGUGUAAUGUACCUCCCCCGCCUACUUCCAACUGCUCGCAACCACUGCAGUUCUCUGAAGUCAAAUGUAAUUAGCGUUCUCACAUGUCUCCCAGUUGGUCUGCAGAAAAGAUUAUUUGGGGGGGAACCAGGUCAUAGCAGAGGGAUUUUUAAAUCCUUGUCCACCCACACUUUUAUUCAAAGACAGGAUAUUUAGUUUGCAUUGAUAAAACGCACAGCACAAAUUAUAAUUGUGAAAUCUCACUUCAUUGUGCAGUUCUGUGUCUUGCCAGGUAGCUUUAGAAGUCCAAUUGAAUUUUAAAAAGUCUGUCAUUGGUCAGCUACAAUGUACCAAAACGUUAUACCGUAUUUUCCGGACUAUAGAGCACAUUGGUAAGCCUUACCCACCACAUUUUAGAAGAAAAACAUAUUUUUACAUACAGUAUAUUAGCCGCACCGGACUAUAAGCCGCAGAUAUAUACUGGUACGAAAGAUUCUGUAAAUGUUUAUUUAAAUUAACUGUUUCCAAACGGUGCCUGAAACACAGCAGUAAAACGGGGAAUCAAACAAAACAGAAGUCAUCGUCAUGGACCUACUAGCUGCGCAAGCUCGCUCUCCAAUCAGCUAAAACAGAUAUAACUCCACGGUGACGUUUUGGUGAAUUUAAGAAACUGAAACAAUACAAAAAGAAUGCCGUUGUAAGUUAAUAAUACUAACAGAGACUGUUAGCAUGUUAGCUAAUGCUAAAGAUGCUAGCUUGAUUACAUUACGAUAGCACGUACAAAUAUGCAUGAAAACUCUCCUACAGACAUCACACAUAUUCACAUAUUUUACACAUACUGUAAAACUACAAACACUGCUUGGAGUCAUGAAUGAAGAAUUCAUAUUAGUAGAAACGCUAUGACGGUUAUACAUCCGGUUCAAGGCACAAAACAGGAAGUAAGACAAGGCAAUUUUUUUAUAUAGCACAAUUCGUACACAAGGCAAUUCAAAGUGCUUUACAGAAAAUUAAAAGAAGGAAAAAUAAUUCAAAUUCAAAUCAGAAAAUACAAUCAUAAAAACAAUCAUAAUUAAUUAAAAUAAAUCUAAUGCUCUAGAUCAAAUACUUUCAGUCGUCAAAUGCACAAUUAAAAGUGUUUUCAGGCUGGAUUUGAACAUUGCCAACGUUGAGGCACGUCUCACAUAUUCAGUAAGACUCUUCCUGGUUUUAGGAGCAUACAACUAAAACACAGUCUCACCAUGUUUGGUCCUGUACAUAUUCAAGCCGCAGCACCUGCAGUGAGUAAAUUAUUUUAAAAGAUGGUGCCAAAAACACAAACAAUAACACACCUUGUUUCUCUGUCGGUGUAACAUUAAAGCUAUUUGUUGAAUUCAAAACAUCAUGGCCGUCAGCGGAGAAAAAUCCAUAAAUUAGUCGAACCAUUUUAUAAUCCGCAGGGUGCAAAGCGUAUGAAAAAAGUAGUGGCUUAUAGUCCGGAAAAUACGGUCAUUGCAUUCCAGUGACUAGCUGGGAGUGUUGUUUUUUUUUGCUCCGAGGAGAAACUCAGGUACGGGUGGUUGGAUCAUGUCCGUUUAAGUCAUCUCUUAAUCUUGUGAUUGUUUUUGAAAUUACAUUUUUCAAAUGCCUUUUUGUUUACUUUAAAAAAAAAAAAAAAGGGUACUGUCCGUGCUUCACCCGAGUCAUAACGUUUCUACAUUCCUUUGUUUUUAUCCAUACUCUUUUCUGUAUAUACUUUUUUGUCAAAAUCUUACUAUUUGGCCAAAGUGUGUACAUCUGAGAACUUUUUGGUUGAAAAAAAAAAAAAAGUAUUUGUAUAGGAUUUUGCUUGUGGGUCAAAUUUGAGGUCAAAGUCUCUCUCCACUGGACUCGCUGUUUGUGCCAAUUAAGGAACAUUUCUGUCCAAACAGGCAAGAAAAGUGGGUCUGAUGUUUACGGUACACGCUGGAUCGUUUACACAUUUGAGAAGUUCCGUCCUAUUUGAGGUUUAGUGCACAACACCUGCUUGAUGUCGGAGGAGUUCACCAUCUUCCCUUUUCAGUCUGCUCGUCAUUCUCUCCAAAAUUCCCAAAGAAAAGUCAGCUCCACUCCUGAGUGAGUGAUGCUGUGUAAAGAGCGAUUCCCUAACUUGGCAUCAGGAGCGCCUACAAAGAAGACAUCAAGGCUACGCUGACAAAACAAUUGCAGUGAGUUUAAAAGUAGUCAUUGAGUGACAAAUACGUCGUAAUAUAGUUUAGUGAGUAUCACAUUUUGUUACGUUGAUUAGACGUGAUCGUUUCUUAAAGGGAAACUGCACUUUUUUUGGAAUUUUGCCUAUCAUUCACAAUCAUUAUGAAAAUCAUGACGACAGAUGUUUUUUUUUCGGGUUUUUUUAUGCAUUCUCACUCAUAAAUAAUUGCGAUCAAAAGUCAGCUUACAAAGGAGCCUAUAGGAGUUGUUCUAUUCUGCCUAUAAAUCCCUUAAAAAACAUCCAAACACCACCAUUAAGGUUUUAUAUACAUGACGUAAGUGUAUUUGCCAUGUAAUAACAUUUAUAAUAACAUUUAAUAUUUACGCAUUUUGAUCAUUUUAAGUAUUAAUUUAAAAAACGCAUCACAAUGUUCACUUUUCACUUUUUUUUUUUAACAACAUUACUAAUUAUUGCUCACAGCAGACUUCAUGAGAGACAAUAAUAAAACAUCACUUACUGUACAAGGUCUGCUGUCAUUAGGAUAGUAACUGUUAGGAUGUUCAUAUAUUCCCAUUUAAAUGAAGAAUCCUCACAAAGAAAAGAACGGUGGACCCAAACGUCUAUUUGUAUCGUUCUCGCCAUUUCCCGGUCUAAAUUGGCUGUCCAAGUGUACAGCCAAUUUAAAUACGUCCUCAUCCUUCUACUAUCCAGGUGAGAGGCAUGGUUUAUGAUCUACAAUAAAGUUUGACGAGCAAGGAAGAGAGGAUGCAGCUGAUCAGUCGAUCAUGUCGCUCUACCCACUACGCCAUACCGCCCCUGACUACGCCAUACCGCCCUCUCAUGAUUGUGAACGAUAGGAAAAAGUCCCCCAAAAAAUGCAGUUCCCCUUUAAGUCAUCCAGCAGCUAUAAAAAUUGAAAAUAAUAUUGCUGAAAAGACAAUAUUCCUAAUAUUUUUCACGUCUGACAGUCUCGGUAUGUUGAUUAGCAUCAUUAAAACGUCCUUUCUUGACGUACUAAAUAGAGACGCAAAACAGCUACCACAGUACAAUUUUAGUCUUGAUAAAUCACACUACGUGCUAAACUACAAUAUAAUUUUCUGAUGGUCAGCGUAUAUUCUGCACAUUCAUGAAGACAGACACGCUAAAUGGACCGAGCUCCUUAUUUUACUCACUUAAGAAUACGCAAACCUUCGCGCACGCGUGUAGUAGAUCAGCUUAGCGUGUGCUAUCAAGUUGGCACGUGUUUUAGACCACACAAACCUUACUCGGGCCGAGUAUUCGCCAGCCUCUUCAAUUUGGCCCGCAAGACGUCAUGAGUUCAACAAAGCAUCGCACCGCGCUUUCAAAUUUAUCUUAAAUACUAUUUGCUGCCAUAUUGGGGAAAAUGCAAGCAAAUCAGAUCAAUGACCCUUGAAAGUACUGUGAAGUAAAAUCACAGCAUUAAUCCUAUGACACAAUCCAAACAACCUUCUUUAGCCAUGGUGCAAAAAAAACCUAAAUUGAUCUAACAAAGAUCAACACAAAUGGUCUCACAUAACACACACAAAAAAAAUCUAAAUUACACCCAUUUAAAUCCAUUGCAAUGCAUGAUGGGAAAAAUGCUAAACUCUCUCUCCACACUUCUUUAUGUUUGGCGCAUUUUAGGUGCUUGAUAUUUCUGAUUGAUUACAAUACUUUAAGGAGGUUGUCACAGAAGUAAACAAGGUAAAAGUUGAACUUUCACGUACUCUUAAUAUCCAAUUAUAUAUCCAUCAUAUUAAU
This is a messenger RNA of Nerophis lumbriciformis (worm pipefish), 13263 nucleotides long. RefSeq names its product kinesin family member 21B (gene kif21b). Gene Ontology annotation, cellular component: microtubule associated complex. Gene Ontology annotation, molecular function: microtubule motor activity; microtubule binding; ATP binding. Lineage: Eukaryota; Metazoa; Chordata; Actinopteri; Syngnathiformes; Syngnathidae. Gene Ontology annotation, biological process: spindle elongation; microtubule-based movement; mitotic spindle organization. The record is from RefSeq and is a predicted model, not a curated record.